AAACAUAUUUAGCCUUUCUGUAUACAUGGAUUAAUUUAAUGCGUAACUGAAAGCUUACUACUACAUAAAAGAUUCAAACCACAUUUUGUUCUGAACCUAUUCCUAUUCAAUGAAAAAUAGUAUAGCAAAUCAGUACACUGUUUAGCACACUGUUUAGUACUCGGAAAAGACUGUGAGAGUAAGACGUCUUGAUGUAGUUAAUAAAUCUCUGAUUUACGUUCACAGCUUGGUGGCCCUGUGAUGUCCCACGUGUGAAUUUGUUAUUAAUUUAUUUUAAACACGGCAGUAUGGCAAAGAGUAAAAGGAAAAAAGUUAACGAAUUAAAGCAACAAGUGGAUAAAGCUGGACAGCACCGCAGCAAAAACAAAUAUAAAGAAGAUGCCAAACUCAAGAAAGCCAAACCAGAGGACCACCUUCAACACAUCCCAUUCCGGCUUAGAGAGAUCAUGAAGAGCAAGAACAGAAUGAAAACAGGAUCUGUCGCUGUCAAAAAGUUAAAAAAGGAGGAUCCAGUGAUCGGAGACAUACGGGUCCCACAUUUCAAGAGGGGCAAAAGGGAGAGUGUGAAAUCUUAUCUCAGGCGCAUGGAAAACGAGACAAAACACGUCCUCUUCCUCACCAAGAACCAAGUGGAAAGAAGGCCUGAGCUGGAUCCUGACCAGCAAGAGCAACCCUCUGAUAAGGGCAAAUCUGACAAGAAAAAGGAGUAUGCCAAAAUGAGACUGAACAAGCUACAGCUGAAAAAGCUUGACAGACAAGAAGACAAAUUAGAGAAAGAGAUGUUUGUAGAUAAUAUUCCCUUUGGUGAAGUCACGCUGGCCCCACCAUCACUGAGUAUCAAACCUAGGAAAGCUCAGCUCAAAUCUCCGAACACUUCGAAAAAGCUGCUUCUCAGCUCUCUGCUUGGUCAAACUGCAGCCUCCACAGCCAAGCCCUCCAUGGCCAGACAGAGAGUCAUGGAAGAGGAGAGGCUGCGAGCUGUGGAGGCCUAUCGCCAGCUGAAGAAACAGAAACAGCAGAAACAAGAAGCCGGAGAAACACGAGUGAGGAAACUCAUGGAUUUUGACUGAUAUCACUAAAAAUAAAGGAUUGCUCGGAUACCAUCAUCGUCAGUGAUGGUAUUGGUGUGAAUACACAGUGGUGAACAUAACCUCCAGACUCAUUUUUAAAGCUUAGCCACAAUUAAAGUGACUUUCAAAGGAUAAUGCAAAUAUUUACAUCUGCAGGUCAUAAGUACUAAAACCAUUCAACUUUCACCUUAAUGGCCACAUUUAGUUUAGCAAAGGAACUCACUGUUGUGGCUGCGGGGAACCACAUGCUGGCAGGGAGGCGCUGUCGGUGGCUCACUGUUGUCUCUGUGCUGAGGGUAAUGCGUACAUUUAAAUUUUCCACUGUGUUUUGCAUGUGCAGGUCUGCACAGAAAAAUAAUCAGUAACCAUGGGGUCAUAAAGUUGUAAUACUUAUUUUAAAAACGGGACGUGUCCAAAAAUGUGUGUUUUUGGUUCUGGGCACGCAGUGGUUGGAUGUGACCCUGUUGUGAGCAGAAACAAACAAAUAAAAGUGUACCGCUGCUUGGGCAUCAAACAGGGUUGUAUUAAUAAAUCUGUUUUUAAAUUAAAGCCUGCUGUUUUGUUGCCUAAUUCUGUAUUUCAGUGAGAAGGAAUUAUAUAAUAAAUAUUUGUUUUAAUGGACAGUUUAUCCUUACAUGCUGAGGUUCAUUAGGUUGAUUUCUUUAGUUUGUAGCCACAUGACUGGCUCUCAAAGCAGUUGGUUGAAUCUCAAUGAGAAUAUUCAUGAAUAUAUCUGGCAAACAAAGUGGUCAAAUAUUGUUUCUCUCUAUGACCCUUAGUUUAGCAAUAAAUGCCUUUCCAAAUGCGGACCUUUAAUGAGGGCCUGGUACAGGUAUUUACAUUUAUAAUCUUCACAAGGUUUACGCUCAUGAACAAGGCCUUUGUUCAAACACUGGCUUGUGUUCAAGUUCAGAAAUGUGACUUAUUGACUAUAUCACUCUUGAUGCGAAAGCAAAUGCUUUCUUCAUCAUUUUAAGAAAAGUUAUCAGCUCAUUUUUAUGCUGUUUUACCAAGUCAUUCAGAUUGUAUUUUGUCUGGCCUGUGGGUUGAGUCUUGUUAAAUCACUUGGCUGUCUUUUUAAAAAAAUCCAUUUGUCCUCUGAGUGUUGUCACAGCGAUAAAUAAAUGAACCAAGUGGGGACAGCUGUUUCUGGUUGGAAGGAUUAACUCCCUUGAGCUGAGCAUUGGUCAUGUGUGCAAGACAGCCACUUCUGCUAUCAGCAGAAGCUGCCUGUGCUGAUUUGGAUUUCAGCUAAUUUUAGACAACAGUUUGCUGCUUUUUCCCUCCCAUUCUUUCAUUGUAUAUGUUAUUCACAUGCUAACUAUUUGAAUAAAGAGCACCAAAGGGUAUAUUUAAACAUAAAACCUCAACAUUUCCACAUGUCCUCUGUUACAGAUCUGCAUGGUUUGAUUUCUGGUUUGCCAGGCAUAUCUUUUCCACCUGAGUACUCAAAGCUGUUCACUGUCCAAGCUGGUGGUUGUAAUUGGGAGGGAGAGGCAGAUUCAUUAUGCUGCUAGGCAGCCACAGCUUUCUCUGAAGUG
Menidia menidia (Atlantic silverside) is the source of this 2611-nucleotide messenger RNA. The record is from the annotation of a GenBank genome assembly. Lineage: Eukaryota; Metazoa; Chordata; Actinopteri; Atheriniformes; Atherinopsidae.